This is a messenger RNA of Chiroxiphia lanceolata (lance-tailed manakin), 1788 nucleotides long. RefSeq lists its product as uncharacterized. Gene Ontology annotation, cellular component: cytoplasm. The coding region runs from base 1 to 1788 and encodes 595 amino acids. Lineage: Eukaryota; Metazoa; Chordata; Aves; Passeriformes; Pipridae. The record is from RefSeq and is a predicted model, not a curated record. The transcript is spliced from 12 exons.
AUGCCCCCAUCCCUGCUGCUCUCCAUGCCAGGGCUGCUGCCCACAUGGCUGCUCGGAGAGACGGGGACGCAGGGCUCUGCAAAGCCUGCACUCUCCAGCAAUCCAGCCCUGGGCAGACUCUCGGCUGGGGGGCUGUGGCACCACCUUUGUGCCCUCAGCCCUUCUGCUCAUGCCUCCCUCAUCCAGGCCUGUACCAGCGUCAGAAGAGACACUGCUGGACCUGUCUGCUCUGGGGAGAUCCAGCUCCCGCUCCUAGGAAAGCUGCUGGGGCGUCUCAUCCUUUUCCGGUUCUCUGAGGAACAGACAAGCUGUGCAGCUUUCCAUGCUCUUUUUGCCCUGGCUGACUUCAUCUUUGAAUCCAGGCUAAAGGGCAGAGCAGACCAAGUCCACCGGGAAGCCGUGACCACCUCCGCGCUGUGUUCUCUGAGCGCCAGGGACUGUGCCAAGGCCUUUGGAAAAUACCUGUGGUCCCACGAGAGGACAGACGUCAUCCUCGUGGCCAUCGAGGCCAUGGGAGAUGCCAGCAUCCUCGACCAGCAGGUGCCCAGCAGCCUGCUGGAGGUGGCCUUGGAGGACCCGGACGUCUGGCUGACAGAUUGCCAUCCUCACCUGUAUCCCCUGCAGGCGCCUAAGAUAGUCAGCUGCAUCCUUGAGAGCCUGCCAUACUGCAGCACACAGGCAGCGUGGGAGAAAGCGGAGUCACUGCUUCGCCUGAUGACCAACCUGUACCCCACCACAGUGGUCAUCCUCCUGUGUAAGGCGGCUCUUCAAGGAGACAGCACUGCGCCGGAGCUGUGGGAGCUGAUGUCCUCCAUGCCGGAGACGCUGGCCAAGAUCUUGGAGGACUUUGCCAACCUGCUGCGCAGACAGUGCUUCCGCUGCUCCGCAGAAGGCCCCCGCACCCAGCCCAUGGCUUCGUCCUCCAGGAAGGCUGAGUGGGAGGAGUUGGCUGAGGAGCCCGACUCUGUUGAGAGCCAUCAGGGCUGUCCAAACGUGAGGACGGCCAGGCUGCUGCUGGAAGGGCUCGUCGGGCUGUCGCAGAGAGCCGAGAUGGCAAGAAACAUUGAACUCUUCCUGCCAGGCAUGAUGAAGAUCCUGCAAGUUGGCAGCGAAGACGCCCAGAUGAAGAUCCUGCUGGCCUUGCAAAACGUUCUGCCUCAGCUGAAGAAGACCAAGGCCAGCUUCAUCGCUGUGCAGCUUGUGGGGAGGCUCCUGCCCCUCUUUGACUCGGAGUGCAGCGAGCUGCGAGAGCUGUCCAUCCGCAUGCUGACGGAGCUGCUGCAGUUGGUGGUGGGCAGGGAUGAGAAGAGGAUGAGGAAGGAGGUGUGGUGGGCACUGGUGCCUCUCCUCUUCCGCGUGAGCGACCAGGUCCCCAGCGUGGCCAAGGCCUCCAGGGAAGCCCUUCUUGCUGCCGCCGAGCUGCUGAAGUGGAAGACGCUCAAGCACCUGCUGCAGAGAGAGCGGCUGUGGGAGCUUGGAGCGUGCUUGCUUCAGAACAGCAGGAACAGGGCUGAAGAGAUCAUCCACCAGAGCCUGCCCUACCUGCAGGACCCUCAGGCCAACGUGCGCCUGGCGGCCGUCAGGUUCAUCGGACUCAUCACACGGCGCCUGAGGGAGCAGACCACGGACAGUCAGGCUGACAUCCUGAGUGCACUUCAGCCCUUGGAGAAAGACUGGGACAUCUCUGUCAGCUCCCUGGCAGUUCGGACAACCUCCAUUCUGAGGAGUCCUUGCGUGCAGCAAAGACCAAGAGGCCUCCUGCGAGCACUGCGCUGCUGCUGGCCGUGA